Molecule: messenger RNA, 1278 nt
Organism: Aureobasidium musti
Lineage: Eukaryota; Fungi; Ascomycota; Dothideomycetes; Dothideales; Saccotheciaceae
Source: the annotation of a GenBank genome assembly
AUGUGUGCGCUUUCAUCGGCUCGUGUGCGUGAUGGUGCGCUGUACACUGGCAGAUGGGAUGCGAAUUCACUAAAGAGCCCGUCUUCCGAAGAGCUGUUCCAAGCUGCUAGACAGGCUAUACCUCCAGAUGCCGCAUUAUCGCAGGAUUUUGAUUACAUGCGAGCUUAUGCUUUACUCGCCAUCACUUCUAUACAAUACGGAGAUACUCCUCGGAUGAACUACUAUCUCGGUCUCUACCAUAGCUUCGUUGCUGUAGGUAUGCUGCAGGACGAAAACAAUUGGCCGUCCGGACUCGCACAUGUCGAGAUCGAGGAGCGAAGAAGGCUCUUCUGGUCUAUGUAUACCCUGGACAUCUUCUCUUCCAUCAUCUGGGGUGGUUUCCCCAAGAGCAGAGAAGCUUGCUUCAAUGUUUGUUAUCCCGCCGAAUGUGAUGACGAGUAUUUCAGCGACGCGAAUCCUGUAACAACAGAGCACAUACAUACCGCCCCCAGCUGGGUGAAAGGAUGGAACUUCGUCACAGAUUUAUACCGUAUACUCGAACAUGCAGUCGAUCGUCUUGGGAAUCUACGAUAUCCGGUACAGCGUACACCCUCUGUCAUGAGCUAUAUUGAGCAAGGGAGUCCCCGGCAGGCUUCAACUCUCACCAACAUCAUGACACUCUACGAACAAUUACCGCCCAUCUUCAAAACAACCCAACCGUUAACGGGCAGACUCGAGAAAGAUCUUUUCGGCUUCCAAGCCGCGAAUAUCGCCGCUUCGCUGCAACUCGUCCGCAUGGUCCUGUUCACCACUGAUAACUCGACUGUAGACCAAAAGUGUCAGAUCGCGAGCGAAGUCAUCAAUGGAUUCGCCAGUGUUCCUGUGGCUUACCUUCGGGCCAUCAGUUCACCUCUCUUCCAUCAUCUAGCGGGUAUUGGGAGUAUCAUGGGCUCGGCUUUUGAGAACGGUCUCACCGAAUCGUCAUAUCGACGAGUACGCUCAGUAUUGCUGGAUCUUGCGAACCUUCUGGCGAACCUAGAAGUCGAUUUGUACUGCGCUGCAGGGACGAGCGACAAGUUGCGAGCUCAGGUUUCCCGAAUUGACGAGUUUAUGAAGAUACAACGGUCAGUGGAUGCGAGCGGGACAGCUGGAGGAUUGACACCAUGGACGCAUCAUCCCAACCCUGAGUUGUUGUCACCAGGUCUACAGCAGCAACUCGCAAUGUCUGAAAAUUCACCACAAAUACAUUUUCCGGCAGAGCUCUUCGAAAAUUGGUCUUGGGCGUUUGAUUUCAAUUAG